Messenger RNA from Plectropomus leopardus (leopard coralgrouper), 1781 nucleotides. It is a transcript of the gene mafa, whose product is annotated as MAF bZIP transcription factor a. Gene Ontology annotation, molecular function: RNA polymerase II cis-regulatory region sequence-specific DNA binding; DNA-binding transcription factor activity, RNA polymerase II-specific. The record is from RefSeq and is a predicted model, not a curated record. Gene Ontology annotation, biological process: regulation of transcription by RNA polymerase II. Gene Ontology annotation, cellular component: nucleus. Lineage: Eukaryota; Metazoa; Chordata; Actinopteri; Perciformes; Serranidae.
GUCAGGGCAGCUACAAUGCUUAAACUCAUCUGCUGUGUGAUCCCUCUAAAAAAUCGCCCCACCAGUCAGCGCCUUGUAACGUGCGAGGCUGCAUUCACUCCCCUACUUUCGGCUCUCCUUCCUCUCCGCUUGCGCAAUGUAUUAGCGAAGAAACCGUAAAGUGUUAAAUGUUUGAAAUACAAAACCGCCGAAUUUCACAUGCUGAAAGAGGACUCCGCUACUCGUGCGCGCGGCACUGCUGUGUCUGUGCAAUAGACUCUGCAAAGAAAAACUCCUCUCACACGCCUGCAAGUCCGCGGCUGCAAAAAGGACGCUGAAAAGCUCAUUUUUCAGUUUCAAGACAAACGCUUUAAAAAUCAAACUGGCUCACGUUCUUCCCAACCAACCCAGUUUGACAGCUGCUCUUCACCCCACUUGGAGGACUGUCAGCAGCAAGAGGAUGGCAUCAGAGCUGGCAAUGAGCAACUCCGACCUGCCCACCAGUCCCCUGGCCAUGGAAUAUGUUAAUGACUUCGAUCUGAUGAAGUUUGAAGUGAAAAAGGAGCCGGUGGAGCCCGAUCGCAACAUCAGCCAGUGCAGUCGCCUUAUCGCCGGGGGAUCCUUGUCUUCCACCCCGAUGAGCACGCCGUGCAGCUCGGUGCCCCCUUCCCCAAGCUUCUCGGCGCCCAGUCCGGGCUCGGGGAGCGAGCAGAAGACACACAUAGAGGAUUUCUACUGGAUGUCCGGUUAUCAACAGCAGUUGAAUCCAGAGGCGCUGGGCUUCAGCCCCGAAGACGCAGUCGAGGCGCUGAUCAACAGCAGUCACCAGCUCCAGUCCUUCGAUGGCUACGCCAGGGGACAGCAGUUUGCAGGCGCAGCCGGAGCAGGAGGCACCAUGGCCGGGGAAGAGAUGGGCUCCGCCGCGGCGGUGGUGUCGGCAGUUAUCGCUGCGGCAGCCGCUCAGAACGGAGGGCAACACCACCACCACCACCAUCACCACCACAGCAGCAGCCACCACCAGGCACCCGGAGUCCAGUCCAACGGCGCUUCUGGGACAAUUCACCCACACAUGCGCUUGGACGACCGGUUUUCGGACGAGCAGCUGGUCACCAUGUCAGUGCGGGAGCUCAACCGGCAGCUACGGGGGGUCAGCAAGGAAGAAGUGAUCAGAUUGAAACAGAAGAGGAGGACCCUAAAGAACAGAGGCUACGCUCAGUCCUGCCGGUUCAAGCGGGUCCAGCAGCGGCACGUCCUGGAGGGAGAGAAGACGCAACUCAUCCAGCAGGUCGAUCACCUAAAGCAGGAGAUCUCCAGGCUGGUCCGGGAGAGGGACGCGUACAAAGAAAAGUAUGAGAAGCUCAUCAGCAACGGCUUCAGAGAAAAUGGAUCCAGCAGUGACAACAACCCUUCAUCCCCGGAGUUUUUCAUGUCAUCGAGAAAAUUCCUCCAUCUGUGAUUUAAAGCCCCAAUCCUCCGUGCCCUCGGCUCUCUGAGAUAACCCAACAUCCGAGCAGCAAUGACAUCAGAGCGGCUGACCAAUCGCACGAAGACACCUACGAAGCACAACAUUCAAAAAUGACUUCACUGAAGAACAAAAGACGAGACCUGCUGAAAUCCCUCAAAAUCCCUACAGUGAAAUUCUUGAAAGCCUCUUACUCCUCCUGAUUCCCUUCCUAAUAUUUUACCUCCAGCUUUUUUCUAUGAAACAUGAAAAAGAAAAAAAAACAACAGACAGACUCAUACUCAUGAGAUGGUUGACUAUGUCCAACACUGGAAGGACUAUUUUCUCUUUGGUGGGAAGA